AGUGAUCGUAAGGGAAGUUGUUGAUAGGAAAUAAAUGGCGGCAGACAGACAGAAAGAAAGAAAGACAUGACUAAAUAAGUGAAAGUUGUUGAAAACGCUUGCUACCACUUGAUUAUUUUUUUUUUGGACAUAGCUGCAAAUGAUUAAUCGACUGUGCUUCUAAAUGUCUAGCAACAGGCAUGAAGUGUUCAAAGCAAAAGUUUUGAAGAGACUAUAUCCAUUCUCUUCUGAGAAUAAUAACAAGUCAAAGACAUCUGCUACAGUAACUGCUGUGUCAAAACUAGAUCAGAAGACAAAUGAAGACUUCAAAACCUGUCAGAGCAGCAGCAGCAGCAUUGGAAGUGAAGGGCAAGCCAGCUCUCUGCAAAGGAAACGAUACACAGUGGGUCUUCCGCCAGAUGAUUAUAAGAUAGGUGCUGAAACAUACAGUGAGCCCAACGAGCCAGAAGUCAUAAAUAGCGAAGAAGACACAGCUGAGGACGAUACUCUUGAACAGAUACAAAGAAGGAGGAAGAGGAAGAAAAGAAAGCUAGGGAAUUCUUCACAGGAAAAAGGAGAUGCUAGGGGAGGUGAUAAUGAGAAACCUACUGAGGAAAAACUAAACUUAACCGUGAAACUAAGCAAGAACAAAAAAAGAAAACUGAAAAAGAAACGGCACAAGGAAAAGCUUCGGUCUGCAGGAAUGAUACCUAAAUCCAUGGCUGUGGAGUUCACUUAUCAGCCAGGAGAAUCCAGCAGUGAAGAUAUGGAUGCAACAGAAAGGAAGGCAGUAGAGGUGUUGGAUUUCUUGCAAGCAACACAGGAGAUCUAUUUUGCUGACCUGUUCUGUUUCUUCCACAUUGUUACAGGUACAUCCCCUGUUUCUGAGCCCACGGUUCUUUCUGCGACCGUUGGUGGCGUUCUGAACAAUCUUUACACUCGCACUGUGCCUUCCUCAGAUGUGGCCAUGCUGUAUGAGCUGAAGUCCCUUGUCCUUCUGCAGGAUAUUGAAAGGCUAAAGAGUGCUCUGGAAGAAUUCCAAGAUGAUUCAAUGAUGCCUCCCAAGGAGGCCACUGCAAUCUGUUCCUUAUUUAGAUACUGGAUUACACACAUCUUACCUAUGCGCAAACAGGAAGUAAAGUAAUCAAAGCUGCUUUACCUUGUUGAACAUGAAUGCAUGUAAAUCUGCAGAAUAGUGUUAGUAUAUCCAUAUAUACUAAAGAGGAAUGUGGCAUGGAGUUUAGAAACCUUUUCAACUGUAAACUGAUAAGUGAUGACAAUUUGUAACUGCUAUAUUGUGUUGUAUCAAGGUAAGCAUGCAUUAACAAUGAAAUAUUAGUCAGUAUCCAAGAGUCGUCUCUGGCCUUCACGUAUCAUGAGAACAGUAUGAACAUUGGUGUGUGUGUAUACAGGUUGUUUUUUUUUGUUUGUUUGUUUGUUUUUUUAACGCUGAUACAGUUGUUUUUUUUUUUGUUCAGACAUUUGUGGGUGUUCUUAACCAUGAAGUUGUUUGUUGUAACUGCUUUUUUAAAAUCUUUUCAGUUUUGAAUUUGCAGUAAAUAUCCAUUAGUUGUUCAAAGUGUGUAUUUUGCAGUUGUCAUCCAUAACUCCCAACACUCAAUCAUAAAUUCUGAGGUCAAACUUACAAAUAAUACAGAUUAAUAGUACGAAUCUUUUAAAAUACUACCCCAACUUCCCCUGUGUCUAUCUUGCAGAAGACUCCUCUAAAUAGGAUAUCUCCUAUAGACAAAUGUUUUAAUCCCACAAAACAACACUGAUACAUUUUUUGGUUGGGAUGUUGUCUAGUUAUUUUCUACAAUGUGUAACUUCAGAAAUUUGUGGGUUAAUGUUUGGAGUUACAGCCUCAUUUUAAUUUAAAAGUAGUGAUCCAUUGUUCAACUAAUCACUGGGAGAUCAAUGAUCCAGGCUUAGCAACUGACUCAACCCGUGAUCCUGGGCAAGUCUCAAACAUGUGAUGCUGACGUGCCACAGAGCAACCCUGAAACUGGACACAAACUGACCCCUACACAUAAUCUCAACUCAUUACAAUUAGUCUUUGUCAAGAAAUGCCUUGCCAAACUGGUCUUAUUUGUGGCCAUUUUGUAAAACUGUUUUUAUAAACUUGUGUUCGUCGUCAAUCUAUUUUAGAAUACAUGUAGCUGCUGUUUAAUGAUUCGUAGGUCAAAUUGUAGGCCAUGAGUUGUAUAAACCACAAAUGUAGUAACAGCCCACAAAUGUAAUGACCACCUGUUCACAUAUAUAAUGUCUCCCACAAAUGUUGCAUCCAUGAUAAUGCCUGUGACUUACUUAAAACCUAUUUAUUUAUGUAUUUAAAUAAGUGUAACUUGUAAUUUAAUAAUAUUCAUAGUGCCAGUUUUGGAUAUAAAGAUUAAAAAAAAAAAAAAAAGCCGUUCGCAUACCCCCCCAGUGAUUAAAGUAUACACUCUUCUAGUUAAGUAUGAUGAAUGUUGUUGGGGCUUUUUUGGUUUUGUUUUUUGUAAUAAAUAACUGAAAGUUGGUAGAUGGGUAUAACGUUUUUGGGAGAGUGUUACUUGUGUGGGCAGGUGUUUAUAACGUUUGUGGUUUUUACAGAGUAAUCGUUGUUUUAUUUUUAAACACAUGGCAUACGGUUGCUUACUGUGCAGAUCAACUGCUGGUCUACAGUAUCUGCAAGGACAGUGUAUGGUAUGUUGCUGUUUCACUUCUGUUAAACGCAAGUUUUAUAAAGCAGACUUUGCUGCUUCA
Messenger RNA from Polyodon spathula (Mississippi paddlefish), 2724 nucleotides. Its product is annotated as glutamate-rich protein 1. The record is from RefSeq and is a predicted model, not a curated record. The transcript has 6 exons. NCBI's taxonomy places the organism in Eukaryota, Metazoa, Chordata, Actinopteri, Acipenseriformes, Polyodontidae. The coding region runs from base 164 to 1123 and encodes 319 amino acids.